Molecule: messenger RNA, 747 nt
Organism: Eleginops maclovinus (Patagonian blennie)
Lineage: Eukaryota; Metazoa; Chordata; Actinopteri; Perciformes; Eleginopidae
Exons: 3
Coding region: 171-446 (91 amino acids)
Cellular component (GO): perinuclear region of cytoplasm
Molecular function (GO): calcium ion binding; calcium-dependent protein binding
Source: RefSeq, a predicted model, not a curated record
CCCAAGCACACGCCCUAUGACAACGAAAAAAACGUUGGCUGGAGUGAACAGUUAAAUCACGGAGAAGAUAUGUGUUAAUCUAGCGCAGACUGAAGAGGAGGAUCUGUGAGAAACAAGGAGCGCAGUUGCCAAUAGUUUUUUCUUGCCUUUUGUUGUUCUGUCCAAACGAUAUGGAGUCAGCCAUUAAGACUGUGGUCACCACGUUUCUAAGUUCUACCAAGGGGAAGGAAAACAUAGAGGGUGGUGGCUUCCAGAAGCUGGUGAAGAAACAUCUUGGUGGCCUCAUGGCGGAUACCAACUGCUCAUCUGCCGUUAAGGAGAUGCAGCAAGGACUGGAUGAGAACCAUGAUGGAAAGGUCAGCUUCCAGGAAUACCUCACUCUGAUUGGCUACCUGGCCAACUCCCUCAGUCAGAGCAAGACUGGAGCCACUGCAGAUGCAUCAUAGAUGCAUGCUAAAUUGCAGUGUUUAUGGGAGCAGCAUUUUUUUCUUCCAUUUUUAAGUAUAUUUUUUAGAUUUCUAAAUGCUAAACAUCAGAUAUACGUUUUUUCAAAACAGUCCAUUCUUUGUAUUCAGUUAAACAACCAGUUGUGUAACACUCUUAAUGUCCAGAUCAGCCUUUUUUCAGUCACAUCAUAUUGAUCUCCACAGACACAUUGAAGGACUUUAAGAAGGGAGUGUCGUUUUUAUACCAAUUAUAUACAAGAUACUCACUAUGUUUUCAGAAUAAAAGCUUUAUACAAUGAAA